Messenger RNA from Spodoptera litura, 7174 nucleotides. RefSeq names its product fatty acid synthase-like. The record is from RefSeq and is a predicted model, not a curated record. Lineage: Eukaryota; Metazoa; Arthropoda; Insecta; Lepidoptera; Noctuidae. Gene Ontology annotation, biological process: fatty acid biosynthetic process. Gene Ontology annotation, molecular function: fatty acid synthase activity; 3-oxoacyl-[acyl-carrier-protein] synthase activity; oxidoreductase activity.
UGUUACACCUAACGUAGACUGGAAAAGUAAUAAGUGAAACAGUUGUUUACCAAAACAAUAGCAAUUAAAGAUGGCAGCGACAACUAUAAGUGAGGACAGGCUGCAGUCGGGACACCGGCUGUCGCAUCCUCCGCCCGGAGACGAGGUCCUCAUCACAGGCAUAUCGGGAUACUUCCCCGACUCGGACUCUGUCAUACACCUGCAGGAAAACCUUUUUAAUAAGGUGGACUUAGUUAGUAAUGAUGCUCGUCGUUGGAAGGUGGUUCACUCUGAAAUCCCACAGCGUACAGGCAAGAUCAACAACCUCAAUAUAUUUGAUGCGUCCUUCUUUGGUGUGCAUUACGAACAGGCCCAUACAAUGGAACCUAUGUGCAGGAUGAUGUUAGAAAAGGCUUAUGAAGCUAUCAUUGAUGCUGGUAUGAACCCCAAAGAACUCCGCGGUACAAAAGUCGGUGUGUUCAUUGGAACUUGCUUCUCAGAGUCAGAAAAAACAUGGUUCUACGAGAAAAUGCAGAUCAAUAGAUACGGUAUAAGUGGAUGUUCCCGAGCCAUGUUGGCCAACCGUAUUUCCUACUGGUUGGGAGUAACUGGUCCCUCAUACACUAUAGACACUGCCUGCUCAAGUUCCCUUUACGCUCUGGUGCAUGCAUAUAGGGCUAUUCGGGAUGGUCACUGUGAUGCUGCUAUCGUCGGAGGAAGCAACUUGUGUCUCCAUCCCCAUGUAACAUUGCAGUUUGUGAGAUUGGGUUUAUUAUCUCCAGACGGUGCUUGCAAAAGUUUCGACAACAGUGCCAAUGGCUAUGUUCGUUCUGAAGCAAUUGUUAUUAUCUUUUUGCAGAAAGCUAAGGAUUCUAGAAGAGUUUACGCUCGAAUGGUUCACGGCAACACCAAUUGUGAUGGUUACAAAGAGCAUGGUAUCUCGUACCCUGCCAGUGAUACUCAAAAGCUACUAUUAAAAGAGUUUUAUGAAGAAUGUAGUAUUCCUCCAUCAAUGAUAGAAUUCCUGGAAGCUCAUGGUACAGGUACGAAAGUCGGUGAUCCUCAAGAGUUGCAGGCCAUUGACGAGAUCUUCUGCGCCGGUCGCAGGGAUCCGCUAUUGAUCGGUUCCAUCAAGUCUAAUUUAGGACAUACUGAGCCUGCAUCUGGUCUCUGUUCUAUAGCCAAGAUGUGUAUCGCUUACAACACUGGCUACAUUCCUCCUAAUAUUCAUUUCAAAACACCGCGUGAAGGAGUAGCAGCCCUGGCUGAGAAGAGGCUGGCAGUGGUCACUGACAAGACUCCUUGGGGCAGGGGCAUGUCAGGAGUCAACAGUUUCGGAUUUGGAGGCGCCAACGCUCAUGUUUUGCUGAAAGAUGUAGCUAGAGAAAAGGUUAACCACGGUCUACCAUCAGACAACUUACCUCGCCUCGCGUGCGUAUCAGGACGCACUAAGUCAGCAGUAGCUAGGAUCCUCGAUGAUUUGGAGUCCAGGACAGUAGAUGUUGAUCACAUCCGUCUCCUGCAUGCUAUUCAUGAUAAGGACAUUGCAGGGCAUGAUUUUAGAGGAUACACUGUGCUGGGUUCAACCGCUACCAAGAGCGUGUCUCUAGCGCGUGAGAUCCAGUACUUCUCAAGGGUAAGACGUCCAGUGUGGUUUGUAUAUUCAGGUAUGGGCUCCCAGUGGGCUGGUAUGGCCAAGGAGCUAAUGAACAUACCUGUCUUUGCGAGCACUAUUAAAAAGUGCCACAAAGCUCUAGAACCUAAAGGCAUCAACCUAACGAAGAUCAUCACUGAGAAUGACCCUAAGAUCUACGACAACAUCCUCAACUCCUUCAUUGGUAUCGCCGCUGUACAGAUCGGUCUCACUGAUGUCUUGAAGACUAUUGGCAUUGAACCUGAUUACAUUAUUGGUUAUAGUGUCGGUGAUUUUAGUUGCGCAUACGCUGAUGGUUGUUUAACUGCAGAGGAAACGAUAUUAUCGACUUACAAUGAAGGUCUAGCAUUAAAGAAAAAAACUUUAAUCAAGUAUUCCUUGGCUGAUAUCGAUAUUGGAUACCAUCAGCAGGUGGUUAAAAAUUUCAAGAGAACACCUUCACAAAAGUGGGUGUCCACGCCUUUGCUGAACUCUCAAUAUAGAAGUACGAAGCUAUCUAUCAAAAACCACAAUGAAAGUGUUAAGGUAAAUCCAAAUAUGGAGCAGAUCUUAGAACUCUUUGAGGAGACGUCUCGUCUGAUCCACGUUAACGCGAUCACCAUCGAAAUCGCCCCCCAUGGUGUGCUGCAAGCUAUCCUGCACAGAUCUCUGAAGAAGGACGUCAUAAACGUUGCUUUAACAGAAAAGGACCACCCGAACAAUGUACAGGUUCUUUUCACUGCCCUCGGAAAACUGUACAAGUCAGGUCUGAACCCACACCUUGCCAACAUCUAUCCACACGUGCCAUUCCCUGUGUCACAGGGUACGCCAAUGCUUGCCCACCUUGUUGAGUGGGACCACAGUGAGAACUGGUUUGUAACAUCGUUCAAAGAUGUGGACAAGAUGGAGAUUGGUGAAAGGACGGUUUUGAUGUCUAAGAAUGAUGAAUCUGAGUACAUGACUGGUUAUGUCAUUAAUGGUUGUAACUUAUACCCUGUCACCGGUUACCUGUUUUUGGUAUGGGAGACCCUAGGUAUGAUGAUGGGAGAACCCCAUACUGAAGUAUCAGUAGUUUUCGAGAAUGUGCGCUUCCAGAGAACCAUCAAUAUUCCUAAGGAACGUUCUAUGGAGUUUGUCAUCACAAUCCACAAGAAAAGUGGUAAUUUUGAGAUUUUAGAAUGUGGCGCUUCCAUUGUGACUGGUCGUAUCUACGCCAAGAAGAACGUCGGCCAAGACUUCAGAGUACUCCCACACUUGCCUGAAGUCACUGGUCCCUCUAUCAAGCACUUACUGACCAAGGACUUCUAUAAAGAACUACGUCUCAGAGGAUACCAGUACAGUGGUCUAUUCCGUGGUGUCAUCGGUUGUAACGUUCAAUAUACUCGCGGACGUCUCUCUUGGGUCAACAACUGGGUCACCUUCAUGGACUGCAUGCUGCAGAUGAAUAUCAUCGGCCAAGACACCAGGGGUCUCUUCGUACCUACCAGGAUAGAGAAACUGUCUAUUGAUGCUGCUAUGCACUAUAAUGCGACAUCAAAGAUGAAAUCUCCCUCACACAUAAAGUCGUUCGAGGUUCGCGCAUACCCAGAUAUUAACGUCAUCAGGGCUGGUGGUGUUGAAAUCCGAGGUCUGCAUACUACAUCUGUAAUAAAAAGGCAACCUCUGGAAGUACCGGUGUACGAGAAGCACGAGUUUAUCCCCAACUUUGGAAAGUCUAAGAAUAAGAUCGAAGAUAUUCUUCGCACAAACGUCCAGCUGGUUUUCGAGAACAUUCAAACACACAAAGUCAAAACUAUUGAGUUAGUCGAUGAAGAAUACAGAAAGAACGGUCUACAGCCAAUCCUAGAAAAUGUUGGAAAAAUUCUUGCAGAUCUGCCUUUCGCUCUGGGCGACCUUUUGAUGAUUUCCAAAGAACCUAUUAAAGUUUCUUCAAACAUUACUGUUGAAAACAGAAAAAUUAUCGGAGAGAGUAAUGCAGUACUGUUCAUUGGUGCUAAUCUCCUUGGUAGACCUGAGGUUUUUCAACAAGCAGUCGAUACCCUUUGCGACAAAGCCUUCAUUAUGAGUCGCGAAAAGGAACACCCCAACCUAAAUAAAUACUCCGACAAAUAUGACGUCGUGACAUUUAACGAUACCGGCUUUGAAUACUUGGUGCUCUUAAGAAAACGUGUUGGAGCUAGACCAGCCAAGUUUGUUAGAGUUUUGGCUGCUGAUAAUACUUUCUCGUGGGUGAACAAAAUCAAGAAGGAACUUAAACAAGGCCAAAAACUGGUCCUUUACUCCCAAGAUGAACAUAUCAACGGUCUCUUAGGAUUAGUGAACUGUUUGAGGAAGGAGCCUGGCGGUGAAAUUGUGUAUGGUCUCUUUAUUUCUGAUCCAUCUGCUCCUUCGUUCAACCCUUACCUGGAGUUUUACGAAGAACAGCUGAAUAAGGACUUGAUCUUCAACGUAUACAAAGACGGCCAAUGGGGCACUUACCGACACCUUCUCUUGAAAGACUUAGACACAGUACGCGCCAACCAUGCAUAUAUUAAUGCUCUUAUCAUCGGAGAUCUUUCUUCAUUGACAUGGGUCGAAGGGGCUAUCAGGGAAAACCAUGUCUAUAAGGAUAAAGAAAAAGUGCUAGUCCACGUAUACUGCGCAGCGUUAAGCUUUCAUGAUGUUAUGAGAGCCGUCGGUCAUGUCAAAGUAGACACAAACGAUGGUGGUCGUCUUGUGGAGGAGUGCUUGAUAGGCACAGAAUUUGUCGGAAAGACCGCCAACGGCACCCGAGUCAUGGGUAUGGUCCGCAACCGAGGUAUCGCAAACUUGGUUGAAGCAGACAGGCAGAGCCUAUGCCCCAUUCCAGAUGAGUGGAGUUUCGAGGAAGCCGCUACUGUACCUGUUGCUUAUGGAACUGUAUACUACACCAUGAUCAUGUUAGGUGAGAUGAAACGCGGUGAAUCUAUUCUCAUCCACGCAGGUUCUGGAGGAGUAAGUCAGGCCGCCAUCAAUGUGGCGCUCCACUACGGCUGCGAAGUCUUCACCACAGUUGGAUCUGCGGAGAAGAGAGCAUUCAUCAAGAAGUUGUUUCCACAACUUAAAGACAGUCACAUUGGAAACUCCCGAGACACUUCCUUCGAAGACAUGAUCAGAUGUGAGACCAACGGCAAGGGUGUCGACAUAGUGCUCAACUCCUUGUCUGGUGACAAAUUACAGGCGUCAGUCCGUUGCCUGGCAUUCAGGGGUCAUUUCAUCGAGAUCGGCAAGUUCGACAUCAACAAAAACACUGCCAUCGCCAUGUACUUCAUAUCAAAGGAAAUUACCUUCCGAGGCAUCACGUUCAACUAUAUCUUCAAUCAGGACGUUAUGAUCAGGAAGCGCUUGCAAGAGCUGCUUCUGAGUGGCAUCAAGGAUGGUGCCGUCAAACCUCUGACUUACUGCACGUUUAAGGCGAACGAAGUGGAACAUGCCUUCCGUUACAUGGCUGCUGGCAAACACAUCGGAAAGGUGCUCGUCAAGAUUCGCGAAGAAGAGCCCAGCAGUCAUUCCAUCAGACCGGUUCCCAAACCCUUUGACGCUAUGCCAAGAUACAUUUGCAACGAAGACCACGUGUACGUAGUGGUCGGUGGUCUCGGUGGCUUCGGUCUAGAGCUGGCUGACUGGCUCAUCAUGCGAGGCGGCAGAAAGAUCCUGCUCACUUCCCGCAGAGGUAUCACUAAUGGAUACCAGUCGUCGCGAUUGAGGGCAUGGGCAGGGUAUGGUGCUGAGGUUCAAUUUUCAACACACGACGUCUCAACCGAGUCUGGGUGCGAGGGAAUGCUUAUAAAGGCUCUUAACAUGGGACCUGUGCACGCUAUCUUCAAUUUGGCAGUCAUCCUGAGGGAUUCCAUAUUUGAAAACCAAACUUCCGAGUCCUUCAAAACGUCGUUCGCACCAAAGGCACUUGCUACUAUGAACUUGGACAAACUGUCAAGGAAGCUGUGUCCAGAAUUAAAGGAUUUCGUGGUCUUUUCAUCCAUGUCCUGUGGUCGUGGUAACGCUGGUCAGACAAACUACGGUUACUCCAACUCUGUGAUGGAGAGAAUUUGUGAAGAGAGGAAGGAGGUUGGUCUACCAGCCAUGACCAUACAGUGGGGAGCUAUUGCAGAUGUGGGUUUGGUAGCCGACACACAGGAAGAUGACGUCCAACUUGAGAUCGGAGGAACCCUCCAGCAGAGAAUAUCUUCCUGUCUGACUUCUCUCGAUAAGUUGAUGAAACAAAGCGCUCCUGUCGUGUCUUGUAUUGUAGUGGCUGAUAAAAAAGCUGGAAACGUAGAAUGUGCCAAUGCAAUAGAUGCUGUUGCACAGAUAAUGGGUAUCAAAAAUUUGAAAUCGGUAUCGCAACAAACUUCUUUGGCCGAGAUGGGUAUGGACAGUAUGAUAGCUUUGGAGAUCAAAAAAACUUUGGAAAGAGAUUUUAAAAUUUUUUUGAAAGUCUGCGAUAUUAAAAGUUUAACUUUCACCAGACUAGCAAAACUAACAGCACAAUGCAGAAGCGAAACUUCAUUCUCUACAUCAGUAUCCAAACACGUUGAAGGAUCUGUCGGUCUUCGUGUGCUUAUGAAGAACUUUGGAGAUGAGGAAUUAGCUUCAGAAUCUUUUGUGUACAUGCCUUCUAUGAUCAGCAACGGAAUCGAGGACGAUGAAGUUAUCCACAUUAUACAGCCCAUAAUGUUCUUGGUACCGGGGUUAGAAGGGUCGGCAGCUACUUUGGAGCCCCUUUGCAGAAGACUUAAGAUUAAGGUCUGCGUGCUGCAGCUUGGAGUAGAACACAAGAACGAGAACAUGGACCAGAUGGUCGACAGGUUACACCAGACGGUGAUAUCCAGAUUGGCGCCCGGAGCUCCAUUCUGGCUCCUCGGAUACAGUUACGGUUCUCUCCUUAUUUUGGAACUGGCUUCCAGGCUGGAGAAGGAAGGUUUCAAGGGAACAGUAUUUUGUCUGGACGGUGCCUCUGACUUCCUCUACGCUCUCCUAACAAUGACUAUCAGCUUCAAGAACGACUUCCAACUGCAGAAUAACUUGCUAUGUCAUACCGCCGACAUCAUCGCCCCCAAAAACGACGUCACCAAGGGUCUUAUGGAGAAACUCAACGAGAUCGAGUCUUACGAUGAAAGAGUCGCUUUGACCAUCAAGACAUCGCCAGUCCAGAGCAAGUACUCCGACAAGUUCAUCGCAAACAUAGCAAGAGCUACAUUAAACAGGCUAAAAACCAUCCUGGACUUAGAACCGAAGGCCUUCAGGAAGCUACAGUCUCCAGUCAUCCUCCUUCGUCCCAAAGAGAACCCGUCCUUCGUAGCUGUAGAAGAGAACUAUGGACUCGACAAGUACACAGAGAACAAUGUCACCGUACACUUCUUGGAGGGUAACCACGUCUCUAUCAUUGAGAACAAGGAUUGUGCUGACAUCAUCAACAGAAUUUUGGUUGAGAAUGAACCUUCGAUAAAAAAGUAAUUAUAGAAUUAUGUAAUUGUUUGUCAUUAAAAUACUUUGUAAGUUAGUGAUAGCUCGAUGUUUUUAUGGGUAGAAUAGGAUGAAAUA